Molecule: messenger RNA, 1706 nt
Organism: Grus americana (Whooping crane)
Lineage: Eukaryota; Metazoa; Chordata; Aves; Gruiformes; Gruidae
Product: rho GTPase-activating protein 20-like
Exons: 11
Coding region: 144-1664 (506 amino acids)
Biological process (GO): signal transduction
Molecular function (GO): GTPase activator activity
Source: RefSeq, a predicted model, not a curated record
AGCGGCACUGGUGACAGUGAAGCUCUUGCCCGACAGCACCGAUUGGCACUGCGACCCCCUUGGCGUCCUCGCUCGGGCCAGCUGGGCACUGCCCUGAGCCCCACCAGCGUGUCCCAGGCGAGACCUCUCCUGGCCUCGGCGGGAUGGGCCAGGUGAACUGCUGCCGCGGCCCCAGGGACGACCCUGACCCCGUGCAGCAGUGCACGCCUGUCCCAGCAUCACCCCAGCCGCUGCUCCGCCAGCGCGUGCGGCUGAGCCAGGGCCGUGCGACGAGGAAGAGGGACCUCCUCCUCUUCGGCGACGCCUUGGUCAUCGCCAAGCCCAAACGGGGCAGCGCCCCGCGCCCGCAGCUCUGCCUGGCCCUGGGCCAGCUGCAGGUGCUGAGCAGCAGGAAGGGGGCAGCCGGGGAUGCCGCCCAGGAGGAGGAGGAGGGCCGGCACACCAACUCCCUCGUCCUCGUCUGGCCCUGCGGCUUCUGCACCGUCACUUUCCCCUCCCGGGCGCUGAAGGAGCUCUGGCUCAGCGCGCUCCUUGGGCCACCAGAAGGAGUGGAAGGAGCCCGGCUGACCCAGCUGCCCUCCAUCAAGCUCCUGCUGCAGGAGCUGAGCGGCCACAAUGCCCCCAGCAUCAGGUGCAUGGCUGCUUCUCACCUUCUGCUCUCUUUUCCCCUUGCCCAGGCCACGACGCUGCACGCCAGCAGCCUGCAGAGGCUGGUCCAGGGCCAGGCACAGGUGCGGAUCGCGCGGAUCGCACGGCUCGGGGUGCCAGCUCGGCCGUCCCCACCUCUCACGCAGGGCCAGGGGCCGAGGCAGCUCGCCGGGGAGGCCCCGGCGGGGGGGCCCUUUCUGCUGCGGGGCCGCUCGCUGAGCGCAGCGCCUUUCUUGCAGGCUGGUGCAGAGCAGCGGCCACCUCCCGUCCCCUCCGGCGGCAGCAGCGAACGUGGCCUUGGCCCCUCGGCUGCAGGCGGGACCCGCAGGAGGAGGAGGGGGCUGCCCUGGCCCUUCGCACGGCGGCGAGGCAGCUCGGCCGCUGCAGAGGCAGCCGGGCAGUCGGGCUCUGGCGGCAGGGGGGCUCUCUUCGGCCAGCCCCUGGCAGCUCUCUGCAGCCAGGACGGCACGCUGCCCCAGCCCAUCCAGGACCUGCUGGCUCUCCUGGCCGAGCACGGGCCAUCCACGGAGGGGAUCUUCCGGCUGGCGGUCAAGGAGCACGUCUCCCGGGAGCUGAGGGAGGCCCUCGACAGCGGAGCAGAGGUCCACCUCGAAAGCCAGCCUGUGCACGUGCUGGCCGUCCUCCUGAAGGACUUCCUGCGGAAGAUCCCCUCUAAGCUCCUCGGGGCAGAGCUGUACGAGGAGUGGAUGAGCGCCCUGCAGAAGACCAGCAGGCAGGAGAAGCUGGCAGCACUCAGGGAGGUGGCCGGCAAGUUGCCCCAGGCCAACCUCCUGCUCCUCAAGAGCUUGCUGUCCCUGCUGCAAAGGAUCAGCAGAAACGCGGCCAGCAGCAGGAUGACUGCUGGCAACCUGGCCAUCUGCGUGGGGCCGAACCUGCUCAGCCCACCCGAGGAGCAGACGCUGCCCCUGGACGCCCUGGUGCAGGUGACGGGGCAGGUGCCUCCAGUCGCUGCAGAAAGCCAACACCUGAAGAGCUCCUCUGGGGAGAGAAGGUAAAAUGAGCUCGCUUUGAUUAAGAGCAGGAGUGGUUCAAGUUUG